Molecule: messenger RNA, 1078 nt
Organism: Dinoponera quadriceps
Lineage: Eukaryota; Metazoa; Arthropoda; Insecta; Hymenoptera; Formicidae
Product: microsomal glutathione S-transferase 1-like
Exons: 2
Coding region: 166-609 (147 amino acids)
Cellular component (GO): membrane
Source: RefSeq, a predicted model, not a curated record
CUUCCUUCCCGCAGACGCAUGCGAGUCGCGCGAGUGUACGAUCACUGUUAACUCUCUGGUCUUUCCUCUAACGCGUAGUACGGGAUAUACGUGUUCACCGUUAUAAUUACGCUACCAGUGAAACUAAAAGAGUAUCUGAAAGCGAGUAUCUGAAAGCGAGGAAAUAUGACUAAUAUCAAUCCAGAGACCCUCAAGGUAUUCGGCUUCUGGGGCAGUAUAUUGGUCCUUAAGGUACUGGCGAUGUCGCCGUUAACGGCUCGCCAACGAUUUGCAAAACAGAUAUUCGCUAAUCCCGAAGAUGUUAGCUUAGCGAAGAACAGUAAAGCGAAAAUAGUAUACGAUGAUCCGGAUGUAGAGCGUGUACGAAGGGCGCAUUUAAACGACCUGGAGAACAUCGUGCCGUGGUUCAUCAUAACGUACAUCUGGUUAAGCACUGGGCCUUCGGUGGCGUUGGCGAAGAUACUGAUACGAACCUUCGCGCUUUCCCGAGUAGCUCAUACUUUGGCGUAUGUGAUUAUACAGCAACAGCCCACCAGAGUUAUAUCCUUCUUCAUUGCGUAUCUCAUUAUAGGAUACGAGGCGCUUGUCUCGUUAUUGCAUUAUUGCUAAUUUUAUACGCGAUUAUCAAGCGACGAUACAAAUAUCUAACAGGAAUGAUGAGUUUUAUAUAUGCGCACAAUCCAGCAGCACAAGCCAGUUGGCUAACUAUUUCCCAAUGUUGGCCGAACGUUGGGCAACGACGAGCCAACCGAUUUGCGCGGCUCGGGUAAUAACGAUGAUACUGCUUCUCGGAGAUUCGUAGGCGAAGUUCGUAACUAUUAAAACCGAAAACUGUCAUAUUCGUACGGAGCGUACAUAAUAUGUUCACGUAUGCUUCCCAAGAAAUACAUAAACGUACUUUAGAUAUCGCGAUGAAUUUCACAAGAGGGUGUUUCAAGGCGGUUUACAGAGUGUAAAAUCAUCAGAUGCAGUCCGACGUAUUUUCGGUGGAACAAAGCUAGUAUCAUAUAUAUAAACGCGUACUAUAUUGUAUAAGGCCAUUUCAGUGAAAUAUAUAAGCGGCAAAUGUUUACAACAA